Messenger RNA from Aspergillus oryzae RIB40, 387 nucleotides. RefSeq lists its product as uncharacterized. The transcript is spliced from 2 exons. Bases 1 to 387 code for a protein of 128 amino acids. Lineage: Eukaryota; Fungi; Ascomycota; Eurotiomycetes; Eurotiales; Aspergillaceae. The record is from RefSeq and is a predicted model, not a curated record.
AUGGCCGGAUCGCCUAUAGUGGCUAUAUCAGCGAUUGUCUUGACAAUUACAUUGUUAUAUAAAUGUAUUGUGUAUCCCGUCUUCCUCUCUCCAUUGUCCAAGAUCCCAAAUGCGCACUGGACAGCGCCAAUAUCUCCUGCUUGGAUGCUCUGGAAGCGUUUCCGGAGUCAAAACAACCGGACCAUCCAGGCUGCCCAUGAGAGACUUGGACCUAUCGUGCGGCUUUCCCCAUCCGAGAUCUCCAUCAAUUGUGUUGAAGGUGGUAUCAAAACCGUCUACACAGGCGGAUUCGAAAAGCAUGAAUGGUAUCCACGAGUAUUCGGAUCACUCGGAGCUGAUAAAGGACUGCACCCUAUAAAGGACCGUCAGCAUGUUCACCAUGAUUAG